Scophthalmus maximus (turbot) is the source of this 2642-nucleotide messenger RNA. RefSeq names its product osteocalcin 2-like. The record is from RefSeq and is a predicted model, not a curated record. Lineage: Eukaryota; Metazoa; Chordata; Actinopteri; Pleuronectiformes; Scophthalmidae. The coding region runs from base 125 to 1117 and encodes 330 amino acids. The transcript is spliced from 3 exons.
UGAAAAGAGAGAGUCACACUCACGUGGGUGUGGCCGCCCGUCUACGUGAGCGACUGCAGGAACGGGAUGAGCAGCUGUCGACAGUCGCUCUGUGUCCUGGCCCCGACGAGGAGAGAGUGGGAGAAUGGAUCAAACCAGUGGACAUGUGUCAGACGCUGGAGGCUCGACUGAGGACCAGACUGCAGAGAGUCCAAAACUACCAAAGUCCAGGUCAGGCCCCGAGUGCCUCGGCCUGUCUCGCUGCGCCGCCUGCUACAACCACAAGACGAGCUCCAUGUCUCGUCGCGGCGACAACGGGGAGUCCAGCUCCUCGGCCGAAGACUCCGGUCCGGAGGUGGACUACGAGUCGGAGGCGGAGUCGAGCUCCAGCAGCAGCAGCAGCAGCAGCAGCAGCUGCUCUGAGCCUGAGAGGCCCGAAGGUCUUCUUGUUCCUCUUGUCUCUGAAGAGACUGGCGAGAGGAGCUCACCACAGAGCGGAGAUGCUGCUGAGCCUGAAUCCAGAGGAGAGGACGCGGGAGAGACGUCGGAGCGGCAGCGAGACAAGAGGAACAGGAUGAUUCAAAAAGCGCCGCUUGUCAAAUCCUUCUCCCAGCCUUCCUCCCUUGCUCCUCGCCCCGACCCUCUCUCCUUCCUGCCCCGCCCUCCGAGGAUCGUCUCCACCCUCCUCCUGCAAGUGUUGCCCGAGACCUGCGGCGACGCCGCCGUCUUCAACAUCCGCCAACAUCGGCCUGUGAGAGAGGACGAGAAGACGGAGGAGAGUUACGGAGGAGGAGGAGGACGCAGCAUCAACAAUCUGCUGCUUCCACAACCACUUCAGUGCCAGCAGAUGCGGUUUCCAGGGCAACCAACAUUACAGCAUCACCAGCAUCAUCAACAACAACAACAACAACAGCAGCAGCAGCAGCAGCAGAUGUCAUAUCAAUACCAACAACAACCUCAACAUCUUCCUCCCCUCGCAGCUCAAGGUCAAAGGUCACCACCACCCUCACGCCACCCGGCAAUGCCAACACCCCUGUGGGCACCAAACGCACCCUGGACGGAUCCGAACGCGCUCACUCCACAACCGUGCUGGAUCUGUUACCGCGUUCACCUUCCCUACACAAACUGCACUCCUUAACGGAGUGGACACUGUAAGAAUCGGAAAAGCGACGCGGUAAAUGUGUGGAACAUCGGAGUGAAGAGAGACUGAGCCCCUGAGCGCCCGUCAAACUUCAGGUCUAACUGGGUUUGGAUUCUUGUCCACGGAGCAAUCUGAUCAGUCCACGAGAUUGUCCCGCAGCACGAAAAGAACAAACCCAAACAGAGUCAAAACCAACUUGUGUCUUCAGAGACGAGAGGAACAAGGAAGUCCCGUCCUGGUCCUCACAGAUCUCAGCAUCAAAGCUGCGAUGACAUGAAGAGUCAAACUGAAAACCACAGAAGAAGAAGAAGAAGUCGGACAUCAGAGCGUUCGUUCCCGUCUCACGUUCACAAAGCAGAGAUGGACAGUUUCCAGAAACACACACACACACACACACACACACACACACACACACACACACAAACAAACAAGAGGCUCUUUGUGUUUGUGUUUGUGUGUGUGUGUGUGUGUGUGUGGUUUGUUCCACCUACAGUAGCCACUAAGUCUCUCCAGAUGUCUCCACUGAGACAAAAGUGUUUUCCACUGCGACGGCCAACGCGCUGAUGUCAUCGGUGGAAAAGGACGCAGGUUCCUGAGUUGGGGGGUAGAAGAUGCAAAUAGUUGAGCAAGACACGGGGAAAGAGAAUAACUGCGAAAGACAAUUCUAAAAAAUAUAUAUAUAUUUCUCAAAAAACAAUCAGACUCGACCACACUGGAAACAUGUUUCUCGAAAAUGUUCUUAUACCAAAUAUUAAUCUGUGGUUUUUAUUGAGAGUAAAUAAAAAUGAUCCACCGUCUCAUUCUUACUGUUUUUGACAUUUUAUUCCAAGCUCUCUUCGACAUUGUUCUCUCUCCUUGCAGCUCAAUAACUGGUGCACAUGGAUUUCCAUGUCCAUGAUGUAAAAAUAUUUUAUGGCAUGUGAGUCUGGAGACGCUCAUGUAGGAAAAUGUUGGAACACGGUUUGGAAAAGAUGUAAAGUUCAUAUAAGCAGCUUCCUUCACGAUCAACCGACUCCUCUGUGUCCUUCUCUGGGAGCGGAGGUGUUUUAUGAACCUCCGGUGACGUUACAUUCACACAUUCAUUGAACUGCCAGUAUGGCAAUGACAUAUAAAUAAGGAUAUGUUAUUGCUGGCGGAGCGGACGGAGCACGAAUCCGGAUAACUUUUAUCAUUUUACGAGACUUUCCUUUGAUGCCUGCUCAUGAUUUCCUGAGACUCACGCUCUUCUAAAAUCCAAUGACCCUGCACUUCAUAAAGACACUUGAUGCUGAAAAACACCAAACUUUAAUUUAAUUUGGUUAAAUAUGGAUUCAAAGUUGUUAAUAUAAAAAUGAUCAGCGUUCAAGGUAAAAACUGAGGUUUGCUCUUUCUUCAACAACGAUGUGAGUCCUGAUUAUUUUGUGAUUAUUCAUUGAUUUCAUGUUAACUUUAGACCUGUUUACAUUGUAAAAUCUCCUCAGUUAUAUUAGAUGAACUCAUGUACUUUCGAUUAAAUCUGUGUGAUUAAACAGUAAAUUUGUCA